CUGGAUGAUGUUUCUUGGGACGUCCAGCACCCGAGAAAGCAUAAUCAUCGAACCCCACACAGAUUCCCGCGGAAAAUGGCUCUCUCGCGGUCAACUACGAGACGUUUUGUCAGCAAUUCUCCCACUCCCGGACCCUGCCCGAUGGCCGGCUUGGUUUUCUCGCCUCCUCCUCUCGACGCUGAGACGAGCGGGCUGGUCGAUGUCUGCUUCCUCGUCUCGUUGUGAGCCUGAAAGUAGAGAUCCGGUGUGGUUUUAGGCUGUGUUGCCGUGCACCCAUCCCUGUCCAUCGCAUGUCCCGUCCAGAAUGCUCCGUGCUGCAUGGGCCGGAGGCUGAUCAAAUGCCUUCAAGCAUGGACAUUAAUAUUGACACCAUCAUCAUCGGGAACGGGCCGUCUGCCAUGAUCCUUUCAUAUAUCUUGCAUGGCCAUAUCCCCGUGUAUGCGCCUGAUCUUCCGCAUCCCGAUCAUCUGCUGCACUCGAAGCUGAAGGCUGCUCCCCAGCUGCUGGAUGCCGAUGUGCCUUCUCUGACGGAACAUUUUGCGGCGUCGCGCCUCUCCUAUUCCACCCAGGCUCUCCCCGUCAACGUUUUGCUGGACACCCUGGUGCGACCCAGUGCGGACGUCGAGGAAGGAGAAUGCGUUACGAACCUCCGAUGGCGAUACGAGCCCGAUAACGCAGUGCCGCAUCUGGUUUUUGGCAAUGCCCCCCAACCCGGCGGCCAGUGGACGAAUGAUCCAGUGGCUCGGAGCUGGGAUAUUCAGACCCUGAGCUACGCGACCAUGUUGUCGCUGCCUGGCUACUCUUAUGCUGAACACUAUCGCAAGGUCACCGGGAAGGAUCUCCAGGCCUUUAGUCGACCGACGAGGCGGGAAUUCGCCGACUACCUUCGAGCAUAUCCGGAGGCAGUGCAUAUCGACCAUGUCUUCCACUCCAGCCAGAAUCUUACCGGGAUUGCGAGAACGGAAAACGGUUUCUACAUUCGCUCUCACAGAAUCCACUGUAAAAACCUAGUUCUUGCCAGUGGUAUCUUUUCUGACGCGCUGCCGCCGCCUCCCCUUCUACAGCCUUUGGUACCGCUGCAGCAUAACCCCCAGGUUCCUCUACUAGUCAUUGGAUCUGGAUUCUCGGCUGCCGAUGCCAUCAUCUCUACAUCCCCAGAACAGAAAAUCAUCCACAUGUUCAGAUGGGAUUCCGAAUCCAGGCCUUCUCCCCUUCGUGGCUGUCACCAACAGGCAUACCCUGAAUACGCCGGUAUCUACCGCAUCAUGAAACGUGCUGCAUUCGCCGCACAACCUCAGAUGAAUCAACGUCGCUAUAAUCGACAGAAAACAUCGAUGCCGUUUCUGAGAUCUCGGAACUGGGACGAGGUCUACGAGGGGCUCCCCAACGCCGAGAUACUCUCAGUUGAUGAUGCGAACCAAGGACAAGAAGUUAUCGUCACAUUCCGACUGAUGGACGGCACGACGUUUACCCGUCCAGUCUGUGGCCUUGUAUACGCAGUCGGGCGACGAGGCAGUCUGCGCUACCUGGACGAUUCUCUACUAUCGGAAGUCCUCGAAGGAACACCGAACGAGCAUCGAACAGAAAUAGACCCCAUGGUUUCCGGACAAACUCUCCGUAAUAAAGCUCUUGACGAUCUCCAAGUCGCACGGGAUGUUUUCAUCAUCGGCAGUUUAACAGGAGACUCGCUUGUCCGGUUCGCCUACGGGGGAUGCGUGUAUGUCGCAGGGAAGCUGGUUCGCGCGUUCACCAGCAAGUACCAGGGUACGAGUGGAUGUGGCAGCUGCAGUAGCAGCGGUGGGUUAUCAACAUCAGCAUUGACGCCUAAACCACCCAUCUCGAUCAUGAACGGCAUGGAUGGCCACCAUCCCAUUCCUUGGGAACGAGGGAACGUCCAUGAGGAUGAGAACUACCGUGUUAUUUCAUCCGUCGCGGAUAAGAGAAUCCUGCCUAGCUGGUGGAGGUCAUUUGUGAGAGUCUGGAGGUGGGAUUGAUUGCGACACAGUGGUUAUAUAGAAAGCUGAUCCGUUGCAUCUGUGUUUUCGCGAGAGGGAAUUAAUACUGUACUGUAGGUCUGAGAGUGACCAUUUUGUCUAUAUAAAGAGCCUUUGCUACGGGACAUGAUCUGUUCAUG
Monascus purpureus is the source of this 2134-nucleotide messenger RNA. Lineage: Eukaryota; Fungi; Ascomycota; Eurotiomycetes; Eurotiales; Aspergillaceae. The record is from the annotation of a GenBank genome assembly.